CUUAGACAUGCCAGAGUUACUCCCCUUUGAUGUAAAUUGACCAUUUGUAAUUUAAAAGGAGUCAUUUGAGGAAACACCAACUUUAACAUGUUUCUGGCAUAUUAUUAUUACGGUGUUCAUUGUUGAUCUAAAUAAAGAUACACAAAAAGACCACGUUCUUAUAUGAACACAGUAACACAAUGCCAGUCGCACAAAUGGAAGCGACGUCAACGCAAUUCAUGCCAUGGAUGGUUACAAUCAUGAACAUAUCAGAAGUCCUCAGGAACUUGCCAGAACGUAAUGAAGAAAUGCUGAAGAGCGAACUUUUAAUCCAAAUUAGGAAUAUAACAGAGAUGUUAAUUAAUCACACACCUGCGAAGCCGACCUCAUCAGCGAAGCCGACCUCAUCAGCUGAGCCGACCUCAUCAGCGAAGCAGACCUCAUCAGCGAAGCCAACCUCAGCGAAGAAGCUGACCGCGAAGAAGCCGACCUUAGCGAAGCCGACCUCAGGGAAGAAGCUUACCGCGAAGAAGCUGACCGCGAAAAAGCUGAACACUACUAUACCUCCAAAGUUUGAUCUGGUGGCUGCAGCAGUACAGAGUGUGGCACCGACGAGACCGAUAUCACCCAUAAACCAUGUCACUUCCAAGAACGAACAGAACGAACAUAUUCCAUUGGAUAUGUUAGAACAUAUUGACUGGGUGAGCCUGAUGGCUGAUCUGUCUGAUCUGUGAUCUCUUAACACUUUGUUACUUGAUUUAUUGACAAAUCACAUGUAAAUAUGU
Molecule: messenger RNA, 764 nt
Organism: Mya arenaria
Lineage: Eukaryota; Metazoa; Mollusca; Bivalvia; Myida; Myidae
Exons: 2
Coding region: 180-713 (177 amino acids)
Source: RefSeq, a predicted model, not a curated record